This is a messenger RNA of Tricharina praecox, 362 nucleotides long. RefSeq lists its product as uncharacterized. The record is from RefSeq and is a predicted model, not a curated record. The transcript has a single exon. NCBI's taxonomy places the organism in Eukaryota, Fungi, Ascomycota, Pezizomycetes, Pezizales, Pyronemataceae. The coding region runs from base 75 to 296 and encodes 73 amino acids.
GGAUUCCGUGUUUGUCGCCUAAUCUUUUCCAAUGCAAGCCGCUGACUCCGAUCUGGGAAAGCUAUUCCCGUGCAAUGAUAUCAGUCAAGGCUCUAGGUACUGAGGGAGCGCGGAGGCAGAGGCGGCUUGGGACCUCUGUUGUCACUACUUCUGUCUUCCUGUCGUUGUUCUCUAUCACCACUUCUCAUCAGUUCGUCAGUCUCAUCAUUACUCUCUUUAUCAGUCUCUUCAUCAGUCUUAAUCAGUUCCUCAGUUCAUCACCUUGUAUCAGCACCGCUACGUUACGUUUUCUCUGAAGUUUUUCUAGUUUUGCUGCUGCUGCUGUUUUCUACAAUUGAUCGAUUUCUCUUUUCACAAUCACA